This is a messenger RNA of Elgaria multicarinata webbii, 7281 nucleotides long. RefSeq names its product pleckstrin and Sec7 domain containing 3 (gene PSD3). Bases 48 to 3095 code for a protein of 1015 amino acids. The transcript has 16 exons. Gene Ontology annotation, biological process: regulation of ARF protein signal transduction. Gene Ontology annotation, molecular function: protein binding; guanyl-nucleotide exchange factor activity; phospholipid binding. Gene Ontology annotation, cellular component: ruffle membrane. The record is from RefSeq and is a predicted model, not a curated record. NCBI's taxonomy places the organism in Eukaryota, Metazoa, Chordata, Lepidosauria, Squamata, Anguidae.
GACGGCAGCAGCAGCAGCGGAGGAGGACCAGGGCCGGGAGAUGGAAGAUGGAAGGAAGCGAUGGAGGGGGAGAAGCAUUUGUUUGGGUUAACGGUGCCUCCGCUCAUUCCCAGAGUGUUGCCAAGGCCAAAUACGAAUUUCUAUUUGGUGGAUCAGAAAAUGAAAAUUCUUCAGAAUUUGGUGGCCAUGGAGGUAGCACACUCCUCCCACACAACGUCACCAACGAAUUCCCGGAAUAUGGGACUGUGGAAGAAGGGGCUAAGACAUUGGAAAUGUUAUCUGAGAUUCCUGGAGAGACUAUAACGUGUGCUUCAGAUGGGCUGCCGAGUGAUCAGCUGCUUUGUGAGCCUCAUGAGAAUGGCAGCCCCGAAGAUGGGCUGAACUUGAUUUCUGAGGAGUUACAAGUACCCUCCGAAGAGGAACAGCUGUCCCAAACAGUUGACAAACUGAGUGAGAGUGCAAAAAUCCCUCAAGAUUUAGAAUCUGAAAAAGCACAGGAUGGAGAAAAGAAUGAUUUUGGUUCAGAGAUGCAAAUGGAAAAAGAGAGGAGGGCUGGCAGAGUGUUUGAAGAGGCAGCCAGAGAGAAAGUUCUUGCAGGCCAAGAAAAACCUACAGAAAUGCCUCUUUCAUCUGAAGUAACGGCAGAGAGAAAAUUGUAUUGGAUCACCGAAGAGGACUCUAUGGUCUUAACUGUGGAAUUACAUCCUGAAACCUUGCAAAACACUGAUGGUGGAACUGAGGAGGUCCACGAAAUGUGUGAAACAAGUUGCCAUGUACCUUUGGCAGGGCCAGAGAACAGAGAUGAGGGCACUGCUGGUGUUCUUGGUAGUGCCUGGGCAGACUUUGAGCGGGAGUUUUCUGCAUUUGCUCCAGAAAAAGUAGAAAGAGCCUCUGAGAGGAGGAUAUCAAAAGAGACAGCAGUGAGCAAACAUGUUGAAUUUCAAGGGGUGGAAAUCCUUUGGAUACAAAAAGCAGAGGAGCACAAGGGAAUGGAGCGGUCUGAGAUGGAGGGUGAAGGAAGGAGAACAUUUUCUAGUAUAUCAAACAACCAUACUCCAUCCACAGACUCAACUGGUUUGCCUGAGCGCCCUUGGAAUGUGUCCUGGGAGAACUUCAGGCCUUUAGCUUCGCUGGCCGAAGGUGGAGAGGAUGAAGUCUUUGUAAUAGAAAAAAAGAAGAACUGGGCUCAGGAGAGGAGAUCUGUACCAGACAAUGACAGGCUAAUGGAGGAGGAAGAAACGGUCAGUGGGAGAAUGGAAGAUGUCCUUGGGCAACCGCACUCCGAAGUCUCAACAGAUGUGUACAGCUCUCAGUUUGAAAGCAUCCUAGACAAUGCGUCUUUAUAUUAUAGUGCCGAGUCGCUGGAAACGUUAUAUUCUGAGCCUGAUAGCUACUUCAGCUUCGAAAUGCCACUUACUCCGAUGAUCCAGCAGCGCAUCAAGGAAGACGCUCAGUUUUUAGAAAGGACUCCUGAUGGGAAGAUUGGGAAGAGCCCCUGUGAUGGGGUCUCCAACGGCCUAGGAGAAGUGAAGGAGUCGGACAUCACAGAAGCUGAUCAUUUGGAAAGCAAUGCAAGACUGGAAUGUACAGCACCACUAGAUGCCACAGGGGACAUGGGAACCAGUGAUCUUUGGGACAAAGAGGCCCCCGACAGCGUGAGCCAUGACUUCAUCAACGGUACCACCAGUGGCAACGUGGAAGCAGCCUGCAGGCUGGCAAAGCGCCUCUAUCAUCUGGACAGAUUCAAGCGGUCUGACGUAGCGAAGCACUUAGGGAAAAACAACGAGUUCAGCAAACUUGUAGCUGAGGAAUACCUCAAGUUCUUUGACUUCACAGGCAUGUCUUUGGACCACUCCCUCAGGACAUUCUUUAAAGCCUUUUCCCUCAUUGGAGAAACUCAGGAAAGAGAGAGAGUUUUAGUUCAUUUCUCCAACAGAUACUACCAAUGCAACCCAAAUGCCAUUUCCACACAAGAUGGAGUCCAUUGCCUCACGUGUGCUAUAAUGCUGCUCAAUACUGACCUCCAUGGCCAUAACAUUGGUAAAAAGAUGUCUUGUCAAGAAUUCAUUGCCAACCUUCAGGGCAUGAAUGAAGGCAAAGAUUUCCCAAAGGAACUCUUGAAGGCUCUCUACAAUUCAAUCAAAAAUGAGAAGCUUGAGUGGGCAGUAGAUGACGAUGAAAAGAAAAAAUCCCCCUCGGAUGGUACUGAUGAAAAAGAUAAUGGAACCCAAAACAAGGCUGUCAAUCGCAUUGGCAAUACCAAUAACCCUUUCCUGGACAUUCCUCAUGACCCCAACGCUGCUGUGUACAAAACUGGAUUCCUGGCACGCAAAAUCCAUGCCGAUAUGGAUGGAAAGAAGACUCCGCGAGGGAAGAGAGGAUGGAAAACCUUUUAUGCUGUUCUUAAAGGAACGGUCCUUUAUUUGCAAAAGGAUGAAUACAAACCAGAUAAGGCUUUAUCCGAGGAAGAUCUUAAGAAUGCGGUCAGUGUGCACCAUGCGUUAGCAUCUAAGGCCACAGAUUAUGAGAAGAAGCCAAAUGUCCUGAAGCUCAAAACAGCUGACUGGAGAGUCCUGCUUUUCCAAGCUCAGAGCCCAGAAGAAAUGGAGUCAUGGAUCAAUAAGAUCAAUUCUGUGGCAGCCGUUUUCUCUGCCCCACCAUUUCCAGCUGCUAUUGGAUCCCAGAAGAAAUUUAGCCGCCCUCUGUUACCUGCCUCCACAACGAAAUUAUCUCAGGAUGAUCAGCUAAAAUCACAUGAAAGUAAACUGAAGCAAAUCUCCACUGAACUAGCUGAGCAUCGCUCCUACCCACCAGAUAAGAAGCUGAAAGGCAAGGAAGUGGAGGACUACAAACUGAAAGAUCAUUACCUGGAAUUUGAGAAAACUCGCUAUGAAACAUAUGUGUCUCUUCUCAAAGAGGGAGCAGGGAAAGAGUUGCUGAGCGCUGGCGAGAAUGACGGCCCAGGACUGAAGAAAUGCCACUCGAGCCCCUCAUUAAACCAGGAGUCUCCUGUUAGUGCCAAGGUGAAGCGUAACAUCUCGGAGAGGAAGGACUAUAGACCCGAAACACCAAGCAUCAAGCAGAAGGUUACUUAGGGCCCCAGAGGCAGGCUGUAGGAACCACUUAUCUCUCUCCCUCUCUCUGUCUUUCUCUCUCUCUCUUUGAUAACCUGUCCUUUGCAAAAACAAAACAAACAAAAUUAACACAUCUGCCUGAAUGGGGUGUUAGUGACAUUUUCAAUUGUAAAUUUUGUUGUUUCUGUACAGGUUGUUGGAGAUGUUUCGGCUUCUGCCUUGCAUUUGCCUAGUUAAUUUAUCAUAGAGCAACUGAUCCAAUCCUCUCUUUUUUUUAAGAAAAAAAAGGCAGGGGAAAACAAGGAGUGGGAACAGAGAGAUUUCAUGAUGUAUUUAUAUCUUUCAUCUUUUUAUCUUCUUUUGUUGGCUUGUAAUUUUCAUCUCUCAAGUUGUCUGCUGCUUUUCGGCAGCAGGGAAAGUGACUGGACGAAAAAAAGGGUGGGGGGAAGCUUACUGAGUUGUUUGGCUUUGUGAAUGGAUUCCUGCAUUUGCCAAGGUGGCAUUGACCCACUGGAAGAGAGACUAGGUAAAAAUGCUGCUGCCCAGCCAACCUCUGUAACUACACACCAUGGGGACCCAUGAAAAUAGCUAGGCUAUUUGAACGGACAAUUAUUGUGAUCUCUGAGAUCCCAUUUUGUAAAGGUGGACACCAAGUUCGACAUCAAGAGCAAAAAUGAAGUUUAAAAAGUUAGCAUUUUGGAUGCAAAACAGAGGAAGGCCUUGGGUGAACAGAAAUGGUUCCAGCCAAAACUGGUCUUGUUUUUAUUUAUAUUUCAUUUCACUGAAUCGAAGGUCUCUACCAUUGACCUCUCUGUUUUAUCAGCAACUCACACUACUGUUGGAUUCUCAGCAGUAUAUAAUUGUACGUGUGCUGUACAGACAGCUGUGACGUGUAUUUAUUUUCCAUUGGCAUUAUGAUCCUCCUCCAGAAGUCCACGGGCGUUCGGGCACUUUAUAGUCUAAUCGGUUGCAGCUGCUUAUUUUCCUCUUAGGGCUGGAAAACCUGAAGGGGACAGCGUGUUGCCCAGUUUACUUCUCUAACGUAAAGUCAAGGAGGCCUUGAGAUGUGGUGUUUAGAAUGAUGGAUCCUUUUUUCCUAGCCAGCAGAUCCUUCCAGCUAUAAAAUUACCCACCAUCGAUAGUUCUCCCCCUCCGUGGUCUGUUUCCUGUAAUCACAAAGAGAACAGGGCUAAGAACAAGGAGAACAGCUGCACGGUUAUCAGUCUUCCUGUGUUGGGCUCAUUUUCCUAGCACAGGGCAGUAUUGACUUUGAAGCUUCCUCAAGGAUGAUGGAGACAAAUUAUGACUCCCAGCAGGCAAACAAAGGGAAAGGGAAACAACCAGAACAAGGUGGGAUGAAGAGAGCAUUGAGGUCUGUGGAGAAGAAACCAUUUGCAAAUAAUGCAAGGUCAGGCCAUUGGCCCCCAAAUUGAUGACAGCUCAAAGAUAAGGAUGCAUGUUCCAGUAUGCUAUUGAUUUGGAGGUAGGGCUCGCGUAUUUCUUUGCCCACUAAUCCAACCCGGACAGACUGAGCAACAGCUGAGCUUCCACAUUCUGUAGAAUCUGUUUGCCUUAGAGAAGGGGUUGGGGAGACCAGACACAUUAGAGCUCUGAAUUGUCAUCCUAAAUUUAGAGUCCUAAACUGAAGGCUGUGUUAGCCAAGGCACUCUGUAAAGGGACAGCUAGGGGAGUUGUUCUAUCUAUCUCUACAUCUGUGUGCUGAAAGUCCUAUAUGCCUGCCAUUGGCAAUAGAGUGGCAAACACUUUUAAAUCAAUACGAGAAGGGCAUAAGAAUCAAAUUGAGAUGGGACACCUUGCUGCCUGUAUUUUCUUAAGGAGAUUUGCCUUCAUGCUUUGAGAAUCUUUGGUCCUGUGCAUCACGAAGGGUGAACCAGUCCUUCAGGUAGACAGGAUGAUAGUUACUGCAAGAAUGGAUGGCACCAAAGGGAGUCUUGGUAUUUGGGAGGCAGCGGCCUGUGCAUUAUUCUGCAGUAGCUCGUUUUUUAUUGCUGGUUCAGAAAAGCCGGCAAAAACUGUCCAGUUUUAUUGAGAUGAGAGACACGGCAGCAAAGUGACAGGACUGAUUAGCAAUGUCUGUAAAGAAGGGGUGACCUUGCCUACAGAGCUGGGCUUGUGAUUCGUCUCCGGCGGAGAACAGAGGAAAAGUUAAGAUGCCAUUAAAAGUUGGCAGGGGGAAGUCCAAUAUUUUUUAGGUUUGGGAAGGGAUAGAGGUGGGAAAUGUGAAACAGAUCGAAUGAAAGGGAGACAUCACUGUUUCUUGCAUGCAGACACGCAUGAACCAAUGAUAAUAUAUUGAGAUUCUCUAUGGUAUUCUCCGUAGCCGAAGAUGGAAGAAGUUGAAUUAUUCAGGAGCCUUCUGUGUUGCUUGGCGGUUAGCCUUUAUGGCUGUUUGCUGAGUGUUACUCGGUGGUGUUUGCAAACUCCACAGCAGCAGUUUUUCCUUAUAGUGUGUCUGGCAUGUCAGGUUCUGACGUGGUGUUCACAAUAAAGAGUGCAGGAGGAAUGAUCGGGCGGUGGGUGGCGAUACACUCCUUCCUCCCACUGAAAAUACAGCCUCCUCGAGCGGUCGGCUAAUAUUCCUUCACCCCAUUGAGCAGUUGUGGUACGAUGAUCAGAGGAAUGUUGGUGGCUGUUGUACUUCCCCUUGGAGGACAGUUGGUUUUGCAUGAGUUGAGGUUUGGGUAGGGAUCCACGUUGCAGCCUGGCGACAACUGCAUGGCCCAAAUAAUCCCUUAGAGGAGAGAUUGCAGUGUGUGUGUGAGAGAGAGAGAGGGAGAGGGAGAGAGGGAGAGGGAGAGGGAGAGAGGGAGGAAUCUAGGGACUAGCUCUAGUGCAAUGUUGCCUGUGGUUUUUGUGCCCAGAUGCAAAUGCAAGUGGAAGGUUCUUGUAAAUUUACAUCGUGUGCAUUGUUGGAAUUUCAGCUGGUAUCGCUUCUCAAGCAAGGCGGUGAGAGAAGCUGCUCCUGCUGAGGUUCCCUCUUCUACGACCACUGGUAAAGGCGCAGAAGAAGACACCUCCUCUUUGGCGCUUGCCUCGAUCUCAGCCACAUCCCCUUCCUCAUAACUGAUGAUGGCAUCUGCAUUGCAGGGCAGAGAGAGGCCCUCUCUUGGCCAGGCUGCCAAGGGAGGCGGACAGUGAUGGGGACACAGUUGGAGGCUUAGUAUGGUCGCAGCUUCCUAGCUGUGGCUCGGCAGUGCCGUCUAGAACAGGGUUGUUGUUUUUAUUCUUGGAGGGGGGGGCACUCUAUUUUUAAGACUUUGGUCCAUGGGCUGGAAACCUUAACUGGUGGUCACAUUCUGUAGGGAAGUCAGUGUCAGCUAGUUGUAAGGGCUUCCUGAUGAUGGAAUGCAUGAACUUGAACAUGGUUGCAUACAAAAUCCAUAGAGGAGAAAACAUUAAAAUGUGUAAGACCACUCACUCACUCACUCCACCUCCCUCUCCCUUUCCCUCCCUCUCUCUCUCCUUCCCUCCUUCCACCUCUUUUUCCAUUUGUGUUAAACUGUGGGUAGCUUCAUAGCUGGAUGUGGUCCAAAGGCUGCCAGUCGGCCACGCUGUUUUAGAAAAUCAGCAGGGAGGGCUGAUAGCAGGAAGGGAGCAUUGCUGCUGUCGAUACUAGUAGCGCGGGGAGGAGAAACAAGCCGCUUGGGAAGAUCAAUACACUCAGGAGCAGAUCCCCAGAGAAACGUUCGCAUUGCUCUUUUGCCCAUGGACAGAACGUAGCUAAUGAUGCUCCAGCAGCAGCCUUCUGGGUUGUUUUUUCGUUCUCUUCUUCUCUUCCUUUUUUCUCCUCUGGGUGAGAUGCUCAGGAAAGACCACAGGUUGGAAACUGAGCCCAUCUCGAAAGAGGCUGAGUAACAGCUGGACGCCUUCUGCUUUAUUACUGCGUUAUUUCACGGUACUUCAAAACACCAAAACGGCCCCCGAGAUGGCUAUUUAAGUUGCACAAUUAAAAGCUGGAAUGUGCUUCGUCGGUACUCUGGUUGUCAGUGUGUGUGUGCGUGUGUGCCCUCAUGAAUGCUGAAGCCUUAUUGUGAACAGCCGUGCAGCGAAUAAUUGAAGCAUUGGCAUGUUGUGUGCAUGUGUUCCUCUAUUUAUUUUCAGAAGCAUUAUUUAUUACUAGCAAAACGCCCAUUGUGGUGAUGGGUAGAGUGUGUGUGGAGGGAGUGCCAGGACCUCCCCGCUGCCC